UGUAUAAUAAGCACAUUAAUGUGAAUUUAGUCCUUUGUAUUAUACAUGUCAAGUACUCCUGUGAAAGAUUAUGUGUUUAUAGAAUAAACUUCGCUAAAUUCUAGCGUUUACACAAUUGGACUAUAUAGGUUAUAAAAACUUGGAAUGAAUAUUAAUGUUCAGAGGAAGAUGGACUCGCCCUUGCAUAAGUGGCUCGUGCUCCUAUCGGCAGUGAUGGUGAUGUCGGUUGAUAUCUCAUUAACCCACAACACCGGCCAGAUCUUCGUUGCCGUCAUGGAUAGGUUCAACAGCAACAGGGCUCAGACAGCCGUUAUACAGUCAACGCUCAUCGCUGUCCUCUUUGCAACAGGUUGGCUCAGUAAUUCUGAAUACAGGCAGCGAACACAUACUGGCCCAUUCCCACACGUUAAUUGAAACGCACUAAGCUUUUAUCAAGAAAUGCAUUCGAGUACCAUUCAAACUUGUCGUUUUCUACGGGACCUUGCAAUAUAAAGCCCCGUUCUAAUAAUUAGUGAACAUCUGGCGCCUAAUUUAUCUUAAUGGUAGUUCGUACUUAUUAAAUAACUAAGUGCUGGAUAAUAAUUUAAAUACGCUUCCUAUCUGGGUCAGCAGGUAUCAAAUACAACAAAAAAGAGUAAUAUUACAGUUCUGCAUAUCGAUUUUAGGUUUUUAAUUCUGUUUUGGUACUUAUGUGGUCAAGGUUAUAUUUUACUUUGGUUUUAAUAAGCAAUCAAAGAUUUUAGUGGGGUAAGUUCAGGGGGCAAUAUAAUGCUGGCCAUAAUAUAAAAUUAAUAGUGUAAAAUUGUUUCUACGUCUUUGCUUCUCGUGACUACUCAUGGAGUUACUAAUUGUUAGAAUUUGACUAUCGGUUGUCAAAUACACGGUAUAAUUGUUCAGUCCAGAGUUUUUGCCCUCCAAACUUAUCAGUUUGAUAAAGGUUACCAAGGGUCAGUGUUUAUUAACACCUAUGUGAUCAUCGGCGUAGCUCCAAUAGGCACGGUAGGCCCGGGCCUACACAUCGUUUCCAAAAAUGAAAAAUACAAAACGUCCAAAUCUGCUAUAAAAACUGAAAGGUAUCGGAACCUCUGCGUUGCUCCUGACGGCCAUGACAGCGGCUGGCCAACACUGGGAGGGUAAUUCUCACAGACCCAUCGUUCUUUCCUUGAUAUCAGCGGGAAGCGGACUCGGAGGGACAAUAUAUCUGUAUUUGAUAACCACUUUGAAGGAAAACUAUGGACUUCCAGGAGUGUUCCUUGUUUGCUGGAAUAUUUGCCAACACAUUUGCUAUCGUUCUCCUCUGGAGGCGACCUAACCGGAUAUUGCAAAGAAUUAAUACCAUCGACGCAAUUAAGGACGACACACAUAACAACGAUGUGAUUGAUUCUGAGAACACUGAAUCAAAACUAAACAAUACGAACAAUGGCAAUAAUAUUUGGAGUAUCACAAAAUUUGAAUAUACUUUGCCAUUUGAAAAUAGAAAAAGAAGUUUACGCAGCAGCUUAAUAAAAGUCGAACAAAACAGUACAGUUAACAAGAUGCCAAUGUCACAAAGCGACAGUGACGGGAUAACUGUUUGUGAAAGUCUCAAACAUCUUGUUCGGAGUAAAGUCUUUAUGGCAUAUAAUGCUGGGUUAUGUUUUUCAUACCCGGCUUUAUUUAUAUACAUGAUAUUUGUUGUUGAUAUAUUUACUGACAAAGGGUUGUCUGAAAGUAAUGCAACUCUAGGACUCACCCUCUCCAACAUCAUAAGCUCUAUUGCAAGACUCUCUGCUGGUUUCCUUUUAAAGAUUCCAAUGAUUAAACCGCUUGGAUUGCCAAUGGUUGCAAAUGUCGCCGGCAUUUUUGGAAUGCUUACAGCAAUCUACUCCGAAUCUCUGGAGUUAUCUAUCGUAUCUCUCUGUGCCAUUGGUCUUAGCAUUGGUUUAAUGGAUACUGCCUGGAGCGUUACGACAGUUGAUCUGGUAGGAGUGAAACAUCUUCCAAAUGCGAUAGGGUUGUCGUUCGUAUCAAAUGCACCUGGAAAUAUCAUUGCAGGACCUAUCAGCGGUUACAUUCGAGACCAGACAAAGACGUAUACGGUGCCUCUGUACUGCUCAGCAGCGUCAAUAUUUCUUGGAUUGUUCAUGUAUAUUCUCGCUCAAAUAUGGAAGUCGGCUGAGGAAAAAAAACAAUAUUCCUCACCUAUCCAACAGUCUACACGAAUGUGAAACCUUAAAGCCUUCACUGCGACAAUUACAGUCUAAGAGUUAAUGUAGUCCCAUAUUAGUUUGAUGCAGUAUACUUACGUAAUGUUUAAGUAAAAUAAAGCAAACUGUAGUAGAAAGUUGGCUACUAACUUGAAAACGAUGUUGAUUAAACUUUUGAAACAUAUAUUGAAAAAUAAAAUCGACACUAAAAUACUAAUAACAAUUAAACUAAGAAGAGGAUUAACUCUGUCCGACUUACAGAAGCAUUGCAUUCUUGCAUUGCGUGUAAACGUCGGACAUUCGAGCACCCGUUACACGUGAUUUGUAUAUAUUGUGGUAUAUUUGGAAUUGUUCAUCCUUUUAAUCAUGAUUCAGAACUGCUUUCGAUCAAGUAAAUGUUUAAGUUCUUUCUCGGUAAUUCAAAUGUGAAAGAUAACGCAAACUAUUUCAUACCUAUAUAACAUAUCAUGUAACUCUAAACAACAUAUCGAGAGGAACUCUAUACGUCAUGCUGUCGUUCAAUUCAUUUCAAGAUAUUACGGUUAUACGCCUAGGAGGUUGUUGGCGCCUCGUGAAAUCCGAAUCUGCAAAUGAUCACCACACACAUACCAACGUUACUUCGUACUCUAUUAAAUUUUUGCAUCCUUUCAAUCCAUUUCAAUACAUAUUUUUAUUUCAAAUGUCUUU
This is a messenger RNA of Mya arenaria, 2873 nucleotides long. RefSeq names its product monocarboxylate transporter 14-like. Gene Ontology annotation, molecular function: monocarboxylic acid transmembrane transporter activity. The record is from RefSeq and is a predicted model, not a curated record. Gene Ontology annotation, biological process: monocarboxylic acid transport; transmembrane transport. NCBI's taxonomy places the organism in Eukaryota, Metazoa, Mollusca, Bivalvia, Myida, Myidae. The transcript has 5 exons. The coding region runs from base 1233 to 2207 and encodes 324 amino acids.